Messenger RNA from Funneliformis geosporum, 432 nucleotides. Lineage: Eukaryota; Fungi; Glomeromycota; Glomeromycetes; Glomerales; Glomeraceae. The record is from the annotation of a GenBank genome assembly.
AUGGGUAAAGGAAAAGAGCUUACGGAGUCCCAAAAAGACACUAUUCUUUAUGAACAUCGACUUGGCCAUUCAUGCAGAAAAAUUGCAGGAACUGUAGGAUGUGGGCCCUCUGCAGUUUCAACUUGUAUAAGAAGUGAAAAGUGGAAUAUUAAUGAUUCUUUAUCACAAAUAUAUCAUUUUACUUUAGUUUUCAAAAGAAAUUUACCACUUUCACCUAAUCCAAAUAUUGAUAUUGAAAUGUAUGAUAAUCAAUUUAAUGAAAAUAAAAAUGUAUUUGAAUCAAAAAAAUAUAUAAAUGAUAAUGUUAAUAUAGUAGAACUUAGUUCAAAUGUUGAUGAUAAUGAUGGUAAAUUAUCAUUACUCUCAUCAUAUAUUACUGAUAAUAAAAAAGAUAUUAAAAAAAUCAAAUAUGAAAUAGUCAAAAACGAAUAA